CUUUUACCGAUCCUUAUCUUGGACUUGAACUGACAGAAUCCAACGAUCGUCACCUUGUGACAAUAUCCAUCAAUCCCGGGUCGACAAACAGCAAUAUCGGGAGAAUCUCAUCUUUUUCUAAAUGCUCCUUGUUUAUCAGAUGCCUUCUCAGCAAUCCAGUCAAGGCCGAGUUGCCCGAUCCAGGGGCGGUUGCGUAACAUGCAGGUCAAAACAUGCAAAAUGCGACGAAGCAAAACCAACUUGCAAGUCAUGCGCUGCACGUGGUCAGAAAUGUGGUGGAUACCGGUUGGAUGUUCGAUGGUCUACCAAGCAUGAGAAGCGCACUCGACAGCCCCAAUCGCGACCUCGUCAGUCGCGAACAGAGGGUUCACCUUCGGCGCGGUCCACGGAGGCUCAACCAGACACACAUUCUCAGAUCUCAUAUCGAUCAGAGAGUGCGUCUGUAGCUGGUAGAAACUCCAUUAGCUCGGCAGCAGCGAUUGUUCCCAAUGAUUUUGACCCAGCUACAAGCGCGCCUGUCUUUCACCUCAACGGCAUUGUGUCACCCUUGUUCCCGAUGUCUACAGACGGUGACUUCUUCUCAAAUCAAUUGGAACAAGAACACGAGGAAGCAAGCCAUGCUUUCAGUGGCACCGACAGCGAAAAUCACGACGCUUACUCCCUAUCAAACAUGACGUCCUCCGUAUCCCCCUUGCAGUGGGGAGACGAUUUCUUAGGGUCUGCUCAAAGUGACAACGACCUAGUUUCAGCUUCAGAAACCCUCUCAAUUCCAGUUGGUAAUAUGGCCUUUGACUUCAACAUGCCCUUACCGACAGUCGACCCUGGCAGACUGACAUUCGAAAUGACACCAAACGCAAUCACAUAUACGCCAUCUGUGCUCAUCGAGUACUGGUUUCGCCACGUCUGUUCUCUGUGGUCCAAUUACGAUUCUGAUGUCAACCUCAACCGGACUAUUGCUGCCGCUCUAUGGUCUAACUGCGAGCUCGUUUAUCUAAGUUUACAGGCAAUGUCGGCCGCGCACCUGUCCGCCAAAGUACCAAUGAUGCGGCAGACAUCGAUAACGAACAUGAAGGCGGCGGCCGAAAUCAUGAGAGCUGACUUGCAUACUGUCAAGUCGCACCAACUCUUCAAUUCAGUACCUACAAGUCUCUUGUUCUCCCUGAUGGGAAUUGGAACCAGCAUCUGCUGGCUCAAUGCCACUCAGCUGGGAUUACCAUUUCUCUGCGAAGCGAAAGCCAUCCUUCAUGCUGUCAACAAAAACAAGCACGCAUUAUCCGAAGAACAGCGGCAAUUGCUAUCCUUCUUCAAUAAGAGUUGGCUCUACUGCGAAAUGCUAUUGUCCAUGGUGACAUCGAGCUGUAGAAGCUUACAGAAAAUGGAAGAAAUGGGUGACGUCGAGGAAGCAGUUCCUGCCAGUGCGCCUGUGACGGCAGACCCAGUUGAACAGGUUCCGCAUCCGUGGACUGGGGUCUCAAGCGACAGCUAUAAACUGUUCAUGCGGGCAAUGAAACUUUGCCACAAAUUCAGACGCAAAAUCCGGAAACCACAAGACAUGUUUGCGUCAGCCAACAUCAGCGCUGCCAUGCAGCUCAUUGAAGAAGCUGCCGUGGUAGAGAAGCAGACUUGCCAUCUCGAUGUGGAAUGCCGCGAGACAAUUGGAGAGACGAAUGACAAGAAGACGCCUAAUCAACACCUCUUCAACGUUGCCGAAGCUUACCGUCAAUCAACCCUGUUGCAAUUGUACCAGACGUUUCCAGAACUCAUCGUAAGACGACACGAGCUGGAUCAAUCACAGGCGAAAGAUGCCCAAGCCUUGUGGGAUAACUGGAUCACCCCAAUCGCUAUGAACUUGGUGAGCAUACUGAAACUGUUACCUACAGACUCGGGUAGCAAAAUGACCCAGCCACUACUCUGCGUCUCGGCCAGCACUGGACUCAGGCGAAAACAUAUUGAAGUCAAGGCCACUACCCCCAGAGAUGUUCCCUUCAGCCAAGAUGCCAGUCUGGAGGAUUGCGACAUGAUACAUUACCUUGACUUCGCUGGCCUUCACGAUGAGCUGCCAGAGGAGUCAGAGCCAGAGCCAGAUCCAGAUGCAAAUGCGGGAAUCAUGGCUGCCAGACAAUUUCUUCACGAGCGUCUGGAGACGUUGAAGACCGUCCUCCCCCCAAAGCCAGUGGCAGUAGCGCAAGAUUUGACCAAAGCUAUCUGGCAAGCCUAUGACACGGAACAGUGCGCGAAGUAUGCGACGCAUUGGAUAGAUGUGAUGGAUAGUCGGAAUUUGAAGUCGAACUGGGGAUAGUGUGGUCCAAUAUGUAUUUAUAAUGAUGUGAUUGUACUUUACAUUCGAAACCAAGUAAUCCUGCAUCGCGUACAACAUCCUUCCUUUAAUACACAUUCCCAAUACUUUAUAGCUUAGGUGGUUUGCAGCACGAAGAGUCACUCAUAGCCGCUAGCUUGCUAACCUUAUCAGUGGUAUCAAAUCCAGCCUUCUUAGCAGCCACUUCACUGGGAGUGAUUGAGUAAGAAGGAGGCACGUCCAUGACAGGGUUGCAGGUGAAGAAAUGACGGGGUCUGAGCAAGAGUGUAAUCGGCUCAGCGGGCAUAACUGGGAAAUCCUCUGGAGCGGGGAAAUGCGUGAUACCAAACGUGUGCCAGAGGACGAUAUCAGUAUUAGCGACGCUCUUAGUACCGUCACCAACCCAAGCCCCGAGGCCUCUGGAUGGCUCACCGGAGGUCUGAGCGACGUGGUUGCCAGCGGCCCAGAGCUCAUCAUCCGCAUCUGAAAAUGGUCAGCAUGAUGCAUAGAUACGUAAGGAUGAAGAAUGUCUUACACUUCGUCACAUGAAC
Molecule: messenger RNA, 2847 nt
Organism: Fusarium odoratissimum NRRL 54006
Lineage: Eukaryota; Fungi; Ascomycota; Sordariomycetes; Hypocreales; Nectriaceae
Exons: 2
Coding region: 122-2299 (725 amino acids)
Biological process (GO): positive regulation of transcription by RNA polymerase II
Cellular component (GO): nucleus
Molecular function (GO): zinc ion binding; transcription cis-regulatory region binding; DNA-binding transcription factor activity, RNA polymerase II-specific
Source: RefSeq, a predicted model, not a curated record